Molecule: messenger RNA, 801 nt
Organism: Plasmodium adleri (nom. inval.)
Lineage: Eukaryota; Apicomplexa; Aconoidasida; Haemosporida; Plasmodiidae
Product: Plasmodium exported protein (PHISTa-like), unknown function
Exons: 2
Coding region: 1-801 (266 amino acids)
Source: RefSeq, a predicted model, not a curated record
AUGGCAAUUAUUUAUACAUGUAAUUUGAAAGAAGAUCAAUAUAAUCCAUAUUCUACUGAUUUAAAUAGGGAAAGAAUGGAAUGUAGAAUACCUCGUAGAUCUAUUCUUUUUAUAUCAUUAAGUUUAUGUGUAAUUUCGUUAUUUUAUAUAUCUUUAUUGGAUGUAUUCCAUGAAAAUGUAAUUCAACGAACAAAAUAUAAUGUAAUAAUAUCACGAAAUUUAUCUCAAUCUGAAAAUAAAAAUAAGAAUGUUCAAAGAAAAAAUGUAAAGAAACUUUUGGAAGAAAUGCAUGAAAGUUCCAUAAAUUCAAAAAAUAAUAAAGGAAUUACAUCAGAAAAUAAGGAUAAUAAUGAUGUAUCAAAGAAAUUAAAGGAAAAAGAAUUAUAUGAUAUUUUAAAUUCAUUAAAAGAAUGUCCCCCCAAAGACGAUCUUAAUAAUAUAUGGAAUCACGCAAUGGGCGUCGUAAAAGAGGAUUUUGAUAAUGUAUUGUAUGAUUUAGAGACAUCAAUACAAGAAUAUCUAGAUAGUGAUUAUAGUUAUUCGUACUGUUGUGUUAAAUUCAAACCUGUAUAUGCCAGUAUAUUGGAAGAAAAUAUUGCAAGAUUUAAUGGAACAUUCGAAAAAGAACUGAAAAAAUAUACUGAUAAAUUUUUUAGUUUAAUUAAAGGUAAACCUACACUUGAUGAUAUAUUAAAAUUUAUUUAUUCGUUCUUAGAACAUUUUAGAACCUUAAAAAAAGAAUUACAUAAAAAACAUAAAAAGGAACUGCUUCGAAAAGUUGAGGAACCUUGGAAUGGUUAA